AUGCAAUACGGAAUAUUAUUUAUGUUUUUGUCAACAGUGACAAGUUUCAGCUAUUUGCCUGAAGUUGAGAUCGACCUAAGUGCUACCCCAAAAUAAAGAUGGAAAUAAGCAGUCAGAACCAUCCUUGACUUGCAUGGAUAUGAAAAUUCUUUUGGUCCAGUCUUUGAAUUUCACAAUAAAACCACAUUCUAUAUCUUGAAUACAGACGACUAUUCAACAAUAGCAAACGCAAUUAGAACCCAUUAUCCUGAAUAUUCAUCGGAAUUAGAUGGUAUUGUGGAAGAGCUCAAUAGAAGUGAAAUAACAUUUGAAUAUUUAUCUGCAUGGGCAUAUUUUCACGAAAUCAGUCAUAUCUCAGGUGAAAUGAUUGAAAGCACAGGUGUUCUACUCUCAGUUGGCGAUUAAAUUAUACAUGGAAGAAAUAUGGAAUAAGCCCCUGCAUAAGCUAGAAAUAUGGUCUUACAUCUAAUCAUAAAAAAGGAUGAUAAAUAUCUAGGUGAGUCAGUUGACUGGUAAUGGUUCAAAGUAGGGUUCUCUACCUUACUUAAAUACAAUGUUGCAUCCCUUGAUUAAAAUUGGAAAUUUAGUGAUCCCAUCAGUAAAGAUCAGCUCCUUACUUUCAUUUAAUUAGGAGUACCCUCUUUAGCUUGGGAAUAUAGGCAUGUGUUAGUUAAUGAUAAUUUGAAUACUUUUCAUAGAGUUGUCUUAUACUUAGAACAAAAUCAAGUAGCUUGUGCUAUUUAUAAUGUUAUUGGAGGAACCAGCAGAAAUUAGGGAGUAAUCAUCUCCAAAGAUCCAUUUGAUAUGAAUCCAACCAUAAGUUUGAAUACUUCAAUUCUCGGUUAAUCCAAUUAUUAGUACUUGGUGUAAACCAAUUAUGAUCAUUGGUUACCUGACCCUUAAAACGAUUAAAGAAGAACCAUUGCAGAGAACUUGUUAGGCUAAUUACAAACUAAUCUAAGGAAUGAAUUCGGAGUUUUUACUGUAAUGGACACAUAUCCCAUUCAUAAUGAAGGCACUUUCUAUACUAUUAUAAUGAAUACUAAAUAUAAUAGGUUGAUAGCAUUUGGAUAGCCUAGUAUUACCUAAACUGAUAAUUGA
Messenger RNA from Paramecium octaurelia, 1101 nucleotides. NCBI's taxonomy places the organism in Eukaryota, Ciliophora, Oligohymenophorea, Peniculida, Parameciidae. The record is from the annotation of a GenBank genome assembly.